Molecule: messenger RNA, 1611 nt
Organism: Cajanus cajan (pigeon pea)
Lineage: Eukaryota; Viridiplantae; Streptophyta; Magnoliopsida; Fabales; Fabaceae
Product: WAT1-related protein At5g64700
Cellular component (GO): membrane
Molecular function (GO): transmembrane transporter activity
Source: RefSeq, a predicted model, not a curated record
AGAGAGUUACCUAACAAAAUGGUGUUGCUCCAAUGCAUGGCAUCUGUCACCAUAUUCAUUUAGCAUCAGAAGUUCCUAAGCUGUCUAUCAUUUAUUUCUUCACUUGACUUUUAAUUUUCACCGGUGUGAUGUGCAUCAUCACAUAACAUAAGAUGCCGAGCCGAAACCGUUUCUUUUCAUCAAUAUCUAUCUAUCUAUAUUAAUAUGUUUGUCUCUCUUGGCAAGAGAUAAAGACUUUGCAUCAUUGCUUUUGUUUUAACUUAGACACACGGAGGGAUAGAAACCGCUGAGGGAAAGAGCAUGAGAACUAUGAAGGAAUGGUUCACAACUUCAAAGGCUGUGUUGAGCAUGCUGCUGGUGCAGGUUAUUGGAACCGGGAUGCAGCUCUUAUCAAGGGUUAUACUGGUUGAAGGCUCUUCCAUUUGUGCACUUAUUGCAUAUCGUCAUGUUGUUGCUGCUAUUUGUGUUGCCCCUUUUGCACUCUACUUCGAAAGAGACCGCACGAAGAAGUUCAGUUGCAGGGUUUUGUUUUGGCUCUUCAUUAACGCGUUAAUGGGGAUGGCCCUGGCUCAAGGAUUGUUCUAUUAUGGUCUGCGAGACACUUCAGCUACUUACUCUGCAAAUUUUCUCAACUUAAUUCCUAUAUUCACCUUCUUUACCUCUAUCAUUUGCAGAAUGGAGAAUCUGGUGCUGCAAACAAGGGCUGGUAAAGCUAAGUGUGUAGGGGCAAUUUUGUGUGUUGGUGGUGCAUUAGUUACUGGUCUUUACAAAGGGAAGCAAUUUAGUAUUGAUCAUCAUAGUCAUCACCUUCAAAUUGCAGCACACAGAACCCAUAUGCUUCGUGGCUCUUUCUUUUUGAUUGGUAGCUGCUUCUCAUACACUGCUUGGUUUAUUGCACAAGUGAUGUUGCUGAAAGUAUUUCCAUUGAGGUACUGGGGAACAAUGCUGACAUGCAUUGUGGCAGCAAUUCAAGCAGCAAUAAUGGGUGUCUUCAUAGAUUCAAAUAAAGCUUCUUGGAGAUUAAACUGGAAUCUACAACUCAUCACAAUAUUGUAUUCGGGAGCACUGAAUACUGCUGCUUCAUUUUGCUUACUAUCUUGGGCAAUCAUGGCCAAAGGACCUACUUAUCCUCCAAUUUUCAAUCCACUUUGUCUUAUUUUUGUGGCCUUAUCUGAAGCUAUCGUACUUGGACAACCAUUAGGAGUUGGAAUGUUGGUGGGAAUGGUUUUGAUCAUAACGGGAUUGUACUUCUUUCUGUGGGGCAAAAAGAAUGACACACAGCACUUGCCUCAACCAAUUGUUGCAGCUGUAGAAGGAUCAACAGUUAUGGCUGAUGGGCCUCAAUCAACAUGUACAGUCAUACAAAGUUCUUCACCUAUCAACGCUGUGGUUCUUGAAAUUGAAAAGACAGAAAAAAACUAACAGCUAAUAGGGUCACUUUGUUUUUGUUAAGAAUUAAGAUGUUGUCUUGCUAGCUCUGUCUUUAGAAAGUAGAAAUUAUUAAGGAACAAUAUCGUAUCUAUUUUCUUGCUGAAGAAACAGUCAAAUAUAGGGCAGCUGAUAAAUAAAAAGUAAAGGACUAUGUUGUAAUAACUUUAAGUAAAUUUUUAA